AUGAUUCACUCUGUACUCAUAUUCAACAACGAUGGUGUUCCCAGGUUAAUGAAGUUUUACACCAAUGUCGAUAUACCGACGCAAAAGUUGCUUCUUCAACAAGUACACCAGUUAAUAUCAGUACGAACAGCCCAAGAAUGUUCCUUUAUAACACCACCAAAACUUCUUGAAGAUCUAGACGACAUCAAGGUCAUUUAUCGUCAUUAUGCCACUUUAUAUUUUGUGUUUAUCGUUGAUGACCAGGAAUCUGAAUUAGGGAUCUUAGACUUGAUUCAAGUUUUUGUUGAAUGUUUAGACAAGUGUUUUACAAAUGUUUGCGAAUUGGAUUUGGUAUUUGGUUGGCAAGUGCUACAGACUGUUUUGGAAGAGAUUGUACAAGGAGGAAUGGUUAUUGAUACAAACAUCAAUCGGAUUGUUGCUGCUGUUGACGAAGCCAAUAGUCAAGUCAGUAAUGGUGGUUCUGGCGCUGCCGGUGGUGGUGGUACCAGCACUGCAGCUUCAAUCAGUCAAUCGAUAUUACUGUCGUUGUCCAGAGAUAGAGGAUUUUGGAGCAGAUAA
Molecule: messenger RNA, 558 nt
Organism: Lodderomyces parapsilosis
Lineage: Eukaryota; Fungi; Ascomycota; Pichiomycetes; Serinales; Debaryomycetaceae
Gene: APS3
Product: Aps3p
Exons: 2
Coding region: 1-558 (185 amino acids)
Biological process (GO): vesicle-mediated transport; intracellular protein transport
Cellular component (GO): membrane coat; intracellular membrane-bounded organelle
Source: RefSeq, a predicted model, not a curated record